Messenger RNA from Engraulis encrasicolus (European anchovy), 1109 nucleotides. RefSeq names its product E3 SUMO-protein ligase ZBED1-like. The transcript is spliced from 4 exons. The record is from RefSeq and is a predicted model, not a curated record. NCBI's taxonomy places the organism in Eukaryota, Metazoa, Chordata, Actinopteri, Clupeiformes, Engraulidae. Gene Ontology annotation, cellular component: nucleus. Gene Ontology annotation, molecular function: protein dimerization activity. Gene Ontology annotation, biological process: regulation of transcription by RNA polymerase II. The coding region runs from base 1 to 1098 and encodes 365 amino acids.
AUGGCUGGGGAAAUAGCCAAGCUCUACGACUCCACCAAGGCUGAACUAAUGGAGAUACUGCAUGGCCAGAAGAUCGCCCUGACAACGGACGGCUGGAGUUCGUUGGCCACGGAGGCCUAUGUGACCGUCACGGCACAUUUCAUCACCACUGACUGGGAACUUCGGAGUGUUGUGCUCGACACUGCCGAGCUGCAAGCAUCUCACACAGCAGCAAACGUAGCGGCCUGUAUUGGAACCAUCAUACAGAACUUCGAUAUAAGAGAUACGUAUGAUAUGAUCUGCCGAGCUGCUGACCAGCAAGCUGCGGUGGCAGCCGUCAUCAUCGAAAGAAAGCUCAGCAAGCUGGAACUCAGCAGCGUUGAGUGGACCUUAAUGGAGAAGGUGAAAGACGUGCUGCGGCCAUUUAAAGUGGCUACCGAGGCAUUGUCUACGGACAACUUCCCCACAGCAUCCGCCGUCCUCCCUCUCCAAUAUAUACUCCUGACGCAGCUGCAGCCCUCCGCCGAUGACCCGGCAGCUGUGAGAGACAUGAAAACCCUGAUGUCUAGCGACUUGCAGCAGCGGUACGACACGGAUGAAGACGCGUUCCUAAUCCUCAACACAGCCAGCUUCCUCGACCCCCGGUUCCACCGGCUAGUACACCUCGAUCCGGAGUCGCGAGAUGCAGUGCACCAAAAGGUCCGGAGGGAGCUGUCCGAGGUAGAGGAGGACACAGAGGGGGAGCGAGAGGAGCGAGAACAGCCACAACAGCGCCAGGCAAAUGCGCUCAGCGCGAUGGGGGACCUCUUUGGCGAUGUCUUCCGUCAACAGUCGGCUGGAGUAAGACUAAACGAAGACUUGGUCGAAGCGGAGAUGGUGGCCUACAGAAGUGAGCCUCCACCCCCGUCUGACAGCAACCCGCUGUCUUGGUGGAAAGACAGGGGCCAGAAAUACCCAAAGCUUGGGCUUUUGGCGCGUGGCUACCUGGCAAUAUGCGGGACAUCCGUGAGGGCUGAACGCGUGUUUUCCACCGCAGGGAAUAUUGUCUCCAAGAAAAGGUCUUCCUUAGAGCCCGAACAUGUGAACCAGCUCGUCUUCUUGGCCAACAAUCUACGAUAGACCACCAACGG